CACAGCGCUCCGUCCGGCCUAAUGACAUGCGAUAACCUUGAUCGCGCUCCUAUUCGGCUCUGGUACACAGUCACCCGGAUGCGAGGGAGUCCACCCCGACAACCCCCAGUAUAACCAAGAACGUUAACAAUAAGAAAGUGAAAUCCUCAUGAUCGUGAGUCACCAAUAUGAGUAUAAAACUACAGGACAUGGAAUCUCCAUUCCCAGUCGAGUCACCGCCGUACACAGACGAGAGAACAGGGCGACAAGCUGAUCAAUCUGUGGCACAGCAACUGUUGAGUACUAAAGGGAAGAAGAGAGGGAUACCCCGAAUAUUUGAGUUCGGGGAAAGGGAAGAAUGGCCCGGGUAGCUUCACCCGUACUUCAGCUCUUGCUUACUGUGCUGGGCACAUUAGUAAUGACAGGUGGUGAGGAAAUACGAGUUCCCCCAUCUAUUGUGUCACCAGUAGAGGGACUGCAGCUAAGUUACACAGAACAUGAUAGGGUGGAAGUGAAAUGUAGUGCCACUGGACAACCACCUCCUUCAUACAAGUGGCUGUGGGAUGGAAAUGACAUAAACAGUGAUUAUAUCACAUUCAGUGCAACAACAGGAAUCCUGACAAUUCCCAGUCUCACUACAAGAGAAGAAGGUUCAUUCGUAUGUUAUGCCAGAAAUACUUUUUCUAAUGGGAUGACAGCCACUGCUGUUUCUGCAACAGUAGAAAUCCGAGUAGCCCGUGUAGGAGACUUUGUAAAAAGAUCAAUUGAGUCAUACUCUGGUACUGAAGGAAACUAUGUAACCAUUCCUUGUGACAAAAUUCUUCGUAAGUACUAUGGAGCCAUCACUUUCAAGUGGUACACAGUUCUAGGUUCAAGAAAUGACGAGGUUUUUCCAGAUGAACGCAAGCUCAUUGAUCAAGGAGGCAAUCUGCACUUCUCAUACGUACUCGAGUCAGAUGAGAGGGCUGGAAGUACUACAUACAAGUGUGCAAUCUCCAGUAUUAAGGCUAAUGUCAUCAGAAUUGGCAACGAGAACAGCCUGACUGUCACAAGCACUGGACCUAUUCGAAACUCGGCACCAAGACUGGAGUACAGCACCUCUGGCUCAUUCCUCAUUGUGGAAAUAGGGAAGAACGCCACACUAGAGUGUGUCUUCAGUGGAUAG
Molecule: messenger RNA, 1144 nt
Organism: Pomacea canaliculata
Lineage: Eukaryota; Metazoa; Mollusca; Gastropoda; Architaenioglossa; Ampullariidae
Product: contactin-5-like
Exons: 7
Coding region: 338-1144 (268 amino acids)
Source: RefSeq, a predicted model, not a curated record